Molecule: messenger RNA, 1280 nt
Organism: Heterocephalus glaber (naked mole-rat)
Lineage: Eukaryota; Metazoa; Chordata; Mammalia; Rodentia; Bathyergidae
Gene: Utf1
Product: undifferentiated embryonic cell transcription factor 1
Source: RefSeq, a predicted model, not a curated record
GGGUCGCGUAGACCUGGCCCGGAUGCGGCGGCGGCGCAGGGUCCUCAGAGCGUGUGUGGGCGGCUCACUGGUGCCCGCCUCUUCGGUCGGGCCGUUGACCAGGAACUUUAAGCCCCGGCUCGGCCCCGGGAUGCUUCUCCGGCCCCGGCGGCCACCUCCGCUCGCGUCCCCCGCGCUGCCAUCGCCAACUAACCCCGACGCCGACCUUCGGCCUGCCGAGGACUGCCUGGGGACCCCUCUCGGGAGUCCAGCUACCCCGAGCGCGCUGGCGGAGCCCGAGUCGCCCAGGUCGCCCGUGUCCCCGGGCUCGGCACAGCGCACGCCCUGGAGCGCGCGGGAGACGGAAUUGCUGCUGGGCACGCUGCUGCAGCCGGCCGUGUGGCGCUCGCUACUGCUAGACCGCCGCCAGGCACAGCCUACCUACCGCCGCGUGUCGGCCGCGCUGGCCCGGCAGCAGGUGCGGCGUACGCCCGCGCAGUGCCGCCGCCGCUACAAAUUCCUCAAGGACAAGCUUCGCGACGCGCAGGGCCAGCCGUCCGGGCCCUUCGACGCGCAGAUCCGUGAACUCAUGGGGCUGCUGGGUGACCACGGACGGAGGCGGGUCCGCCGCCGUGCCCCCGGGCCUGGGCGCCCGCAGCGCGGCCGACGCCGGGCCACUGCCGUGCCCACGCGCUUCCUGGAGGAGCCAGGCCUCGCGCCGCAGCCAGCCACCAGGGACCCGGACGCAGACCCCGCCUGCCUGCUCAGGUUCAACCCGUCCUCGCCUAAAUCUGCGGAGCCUUGUUGCGCCUCCGGCUCCCCGACGGCGCACGCCCCGACAGCCCUCCGAACCUUCAUCCCGGAGCCGGGCCAGGUCCGGGGGUCCCCGCCCCCGCCGGACCCCGACCUCUCCCCGGAGGACCCCGACGCCCCGCCUUACCGCACCGACGACCGUGUACCCCCACAGCCCGCCCCGCCUUCGCUUAAUGCCUCUCUGCUUCAGACCUUAACACAUCUGGGUGACAUCGUAACAAUCUUGGGCCCACUGCGUGACCAGCUGCUAACCCUGAACCAGCACGUGGAGCAGCUUCGGGGCUCCUUCGACCAGACCGUGUCCCUAGCUGUGGGAUUCAUCUUGGGCAGUGCGGCCGCCGAACGGGGCGUCCUGCGGGACCCACGGGAGUGACACCCCGCCAGUGGCCAGCCACCCUGUCCAGGUCCAAGCUUCCUCUCCCUUGACCCCUUUUGCAGCAACCCCCACCCUACAUUAGGUAUGUUAAAUAAAGAGAUUGUUUUGCAGA